UGGUUUUCCAACUUUGAAAGUCAGGGACAGCAGUCGACCCCGUUCGCCGCCCCCGCCAUGACAUCCCGCUUCCGUGGCUCACGGAUGCUUUUGAGCGUCGGGGCCCUGGGCAUCGUUCUUUGGGCUUGCCCAAGGAGCUUCAUUUUCAGUGUGACUUCCCCCAGUCCACGAACACCCGAUUCUCCUGCAGUUCAGCGUGGCGCUCACUUCGGCGAAACAGUUGAGAGUUCACUUCCUUCGGCUUUCUCCUGCGGUGUCAUGCUGCUGGUGGCCCUGUCGGCGGCUCGACCCUCCGUGAACCUUCCUUCCGGACGUGGCAAGACGGGCAUCGCACGGCGAGCCAGUGGAAUCGUCGGAGGCCUUGAUGCAUUGAAGAAGGAACAGGAAGAAGAUGACGAGCAAAAGGAAGCCGGUGCAGCUGAUCCAAAGAUUGGGAAGUUUGACAUCAGUGACAUGGAUCAGUUUAUGGACAAAGACUUUGAGGAGACAGACUUGGAAGAAUACGCCAAACAACUUGCCCAAGAAGAGGCAGCAGACACCAAAGCCCGGCAGAUUCGCUAUGAGCUCUAUCCCUCCAAACAGUAUGUCCUGUAUUUGGCCAAGAAAAAUGCCAUCAAGACGUGGACCAGCGACGGCCCAGAUGGCAAGAAUCGUGGAUGUCUCGAGGUGCAAAUUGCUAUUGCCACCGAAAAGAUCCGCAACAUGAUUUUACACAUGCGUGAGUUCCGCAAGGACUACCGGUGCCGUUUGAAGCUCACGAGUUUGGUCUGCGCCCGACGCAGGAUGUUGGACAAAUUGGCGUCCAAGAACCUGGAUUCGUACAUGAAGAUCCGGGAGGAACUAAAGAUUCGCCAUGUCUACCGAAUCGAGGCUCUGAAAAAUCGUCUUGGAGCCUACAUGUAUCCCAUCAAGGAUCGGCCUGGUCGCCCUGGUCGCAAGACCUUGAAUCGGCUGAAGAAGGCGAAGCAGUUGAUGACGCGGCGCUUGGCGAAUCAGCUGCGCCAGGGACGUGAACACAAAAUCAUCCACCGCACUCAGAAGAAGUUGAACUUCCGCCGUUGGUUGGUUCGGGACUAUGAUGAAGUGAAAGGCUUUGAGAAGAAGAAGGAACUGGGGAAGUACGUGGAUCCUCUGAACCUGCCGUAGAGUCUCGUAGAGCUUCCAGCGACGACUAAGUCGGCACCAAAGGAAA
Cladocopium goreaui is the source of this 1192-nucleotide messenger RNA. NCBI's taxonomy places the organism in Eukaryota, Dinophyceae, Suessiales, Symbiodiniaceae. The record is from the annotation of a GenBank genome assembly.